CAUCAGGUUUGAAAUGACAAGAGGGAAAGUAAAUUAUGACAGAAUUUUCCUUUUUUUGUUGAACUAUCACUUUAAAGUUAGACAAGACCAUUAGGUUAAUGUGGUAUUACUCUUUGGGGCGGUUUCCCGGACCGGGAUUAGCUUUAGCCAGGACUAGGCCUUGUUUUCAUUCGUUUAAGCCUUGUCCGGGAAACCGCCCCUUUGUAUUGCUGUAUUUGCUUGACUGACACACAAUGUCAACUUCUGGUUCAGUCAGAGAUGUAACUUUGGGGUGAAAUCUGGAAAGGUAUGGACCCUAAUUCAAGGGUUUGCCGUUUCUACUUUCUGCCAGGACACAAAUCCUAGGCUGUGACAAAAUCGUGCUUUUCAACUCUUUAGGGACUGCCCUUUGUCCAGCAUGAAAUUAGGGGUGUAGCGGUUGUCAGUAAAACACGUGCAUAGGGAUUGACCACCUAUGGUUUAAAAGCAUUUGCACUGCGGUUUACAAUGUAUAGCCCUUUGUUGUAGAAGAUGUAGGUUAAUACACUUCAACAUGCCUUAGAGGUAACUGCUGCUAGAGUGCACAUGCUGAGAUCUAUGAUGAAACUCGGAAAAUGAUCAAAAUGUAUCUUGCCUGGCUUGCUUCUCCAGCUCAUCCCAAAAGUGUUUAGUGUGGGUUUAGACCUAAACUUAGUGCAGACCAGUCAAAGUCAUUCACACCAGAAUGUCCUACCUUUUUAAUAGUGUUUGUUCAUACUGUUUGUAUGAACAAUGAAAGAUGAGACCACUAUUUAUUUGCUACUCUUCAUUGAUCUAAAUUCCAAUCCCGGGGGCCCACUGCUCUUUAAAAAAAUGUUGUGUCUCUAAAAAUGCUGGGUUAUUUUCCAGCUGUUGGGUUAAAGUAACCCAGAAAAUUGUUUAUAUUUGACCCAGCAAUGGGUUGCAACAACCCAGCAUAGGUUCAUUUACAACCAAGUGGCUGGGUUCGUCCCUUUUUUACCCAACACUGGGUAAUACAAUGCUGGGAUAUUUUCAAUUCAGCUUUGGGACAAUGUUGAACAAACCCAGCUGUUGGGUUACAGUAACCCAGAAAAUGGUUUCUAUUUGACCCAGCAAUGGUUUGCAACAACCCAGCAUAGGUUCAUUUACAACCCAGUGGCUGGGUUCGUCCCUUUUUUACCCAAUACUGAGUCAUACAAUGCUGGGAUAUUUUCAAUCCAGCUUUGGGACAAUGUUGAACAAACCCAGCUGUUGGGUUACAGUAACCCAGAAAAUGGUUUCUAUUUGACCCAGCAAUGGGUUGCAACAACCCAGCAUAGGUUCAUUUACAACCCAGUGGCUGGGUUCAUCCCUUUUUGACCAAACACUGGGUCAUACAAUGCUGGGAUAUUUUCAAUACAGCUUUGGGACAAUGUUGAACAAACCCAGCUGUUGGGUUACAGUAACCCAGAAAAUGGUUUCUAUUUGACCCAGCAAUGGUUUGCAACAACCCAGCAUAGGUUCAUUUACAACCCAGUGGCUGGGUUCGUCCCUUUUUGACCAAACACUGGGUCAUACAGAGCAAUGGGUCCCCAGAACUGGAAUUGAGAACCACUGUUCCAGCUGCUUUUCCGGAUAUCUCCAUUGGUAUAAAGUGGGACCUAGACCUGGCGCACUACUGAUGACUUUCAGAAAAGUGAGUGUUUGGUGUUUACAGGUAGUGUGCUACUGGAAGACCCUUUGACAGAAGGCGCUCUUUAAAGCUGUGUUCAACGUUGUGCCUCAAAAUGUUUUUGUAACCUCCUGAUUACAUUGUGCCAUGCACCAUUAAUGACAUCUGCAACGUAACCCUUAACAUUCCAGAUUAACAACUGUUUGAAUGUUGGAAUAGUGUCUUUUUCUUUUAAAGAUUUGUUUCCUUUUCUGUGUCUCCUGAAGGCUGUGAGUCUUCCAGCACAUUAUCUACGCUGGUCUGUCUUAAAAUUAUCAGCUUUAUUCCUUUGAAAUUCACUAUGGACAUUUUAAAACAAAGGGAGAGAAGGACUGCUUUCCCAUGCCAUAUUCCUUAAAGCCUCUCCCAAGGUACAGGCAUGCUUUUUAUCGAAUCGUUACAGUUUUAUGGGAUCAAGUUAGGUCAGUGGAGAUUAGAGUAACCUGAAUUAACUGACAAUUUCCCUCUAGGUCUUUAAACCAAGUCCACAAUUUUAUUCUAUUGACCUGAAUAGAUAGAUUGUCAUGAAACCAUUUUGGAUAGAAUGUCAGUUCAAGUUUAUUGUUGAUUAACCCAGUUAUGUUGUCAACAAGUGAAAAAGGUGUUUAAAGUCUUGAGACAGUAGCCUUGUAGAGCUCUGGAAUUUAGGAUUGAUAUCAUGCAGCAAAGUUGAACACUUUUUUGGAAGGCCAGAGUCGUUCAGAAUUAAAUUUGAACCCUGUUCUAAUAGACCUUGCUAUCAUUUUAACUUGUUUCUACAGGCCUUAAGUUAAAUAAUUCAGAGUCCCUUUAGGCAAAUUACAGCACUCAGUCAGCAGCCAUGCUUGCAAUGCAUCCAGGGCCCUUUUCCAGUCAUCCAAGUCCCAAUACUGACAUCUUGCUAAAGUCAGAAUAAAACCAUAUUUCCUACCAAAACUAGACAUCAACUGUACCAAAAAUUCUGUUUCUUAUGCUUCAUCACACACACAAAAACAACAGUAUACUGUUAACAGUAUAUCCUGGGCAAACAAAAUGCAAGUCCCUGGGCUCUGGAACAGCUUGUUGAGAUCAUCCUAACAUGGAGAGGCACCAUCUAAUGAGAUUGUUAUUGGCAGGUACAAGUAGUUUUGAAGAUGUCUGUAAUGGAGCAGCUUAUUAUUUUUGAAAACUCCUGGCAUGGUGAAGAUUUUCAGAAACUCUGGUGUUGUGUAGCCGGUAAAACUGGAGAUUUUUGUUGUGAUCUUGAAGUGCGUGCUGUUAUCUCCUUUGUUGUUAGCCUACCGGGACCUGUUUUUUAGACCAAAGGUCUUCAACCCUCCUCCUGGGGGCCCACUGUCCUGCAGAAUUCAGCCCUAAUCAAACUCACCUAAACCAUUAAAGUCUUUGGGACCUCUUGGUGUAUUGGAGCAGGUUGGACCUAAACUUUUCAGGACGGGGCCUCCAGGAACAGGGUUGACCUAGGGCUUAGAUUUUACUGGACAUGGUAGAUAGCCUCUGGAUGUAAAUGGGAAGAUAGAGCACGGUAUAGUCAAACAUCUCAAUAUAAUUGUGAAAUAGAGCUUGUUACAGAAUUUAAGCAGUACCAAAUUGUUCCUUCUUUUAAGAUCGGGGUAGUCAAAUUACUUUACAUUUUAGUUAUUUUGACAUUUUGUUCACUGAUUUGUGGGUUCCGCACACAAAGGGGGUAGGAAAGAUCAAUUAUGAGCCAGAAUUCUAAUAAGAAGUACCUACUUCAUACCUAUCAUGUACUCUAUGAGUACACCCAGUGUAGGACAAUGUACUACUUAUCUCUGUCUACUCUUUCUCCUCUGUUCUUGGCUACUCCUUACCUCCACCUCUCUGAUUGCAAAUGGUUUUGCCCCUUUUCCAUUUACACAGUAACAAACCAAGCAACCAGUUGUCCACUCCAGACACACACAUCUGUCCUUAUUGAAGACUGAUUUUCAAACUUUUCUUCAGCCGGCCAUGUCUCUAGAGCCUAUCCCCUCUAAUCAUCUUUAAGCAUUUGCAUUCAAGUCAUUUAAGAAGACUCGGGUAGCCCACUGCUCUAUAUAAAAUACAACACUUAACCCUACAGUUAAACACUUUCAGCAAGUUUGUUGAGGAUAGGGGUUUAAUCCUUAACUGUGGUGUUCUGUUCCAAACCUUAAAAGAGAGGCAUUCGAAAAACUUUCACACAGCAACGUAUGAUACCUGCUAAUCAGUCUUCAAAUAUUGGCCCCCUUUUGAAACCGCUCUUGUCUCCAUUACCGAACCCUGACAAUUGGCAAGAAGUAUCUCAAGAUAUUUCGUCCUUAUCCUGCAUGACCUGUCUGUUGCCUUUGACUUUAGCCUGUUUAACACAGCACGCAACCCAUAUUUUUUUUAUUUUCUUUUUUGUGUCAAAUGUUUACGUAUGGCGCGUUUCCAACAAAAUUACCUUGAACAGUUAACAACACCCAUUGACAUCCAUUACAAAAACGGCCUCUGGUCUCCUUUCCUGCGUUCCGCUGAAGCCACCGCGUUUGCAUUAGCUGUUAGACUUAGAAAAAAAAGCGUAACAGCUAAUGCCAUAAAAAUGUAAUGUUUUAACUGUGAAUGCCGGCCACUGACAAUCAGGUCAUACAAAGCGAGGGGCAAUCAUUAUUUUUUGUGUGACACUGCCAUGUACAAUGCCGCAUAGAGUCAACCAAUAAAAUGCUGCGUGAACUCAACCAAUCAGCAUGUUCAGCGCCCAAGUCCCACCCCCGAAACUUCCUGAAGUUUGAAAAAGUACCACCUUGCGAGCAGGGACUUUCUGAGGGACAUUUUUUUUUACCCUGAACUUUGUGAUGACGAUUUGUUCGUUGUAGUCAUCACUUGUAUGCUAACCAUGAGGUUUGUGUGAUUUGCCACUAUUGUUUGCAGACUUAAACCUUUCUUGGAAUGUUUGUUAUUAUGGGUUUCUGUGAUUCAUAGAUUUUUUAUUUAUGUUUUGGUAAUAAGUUUUGGGUACUGUGUUGUUAUAUUAAAUGAGAAUCUAUCCAAUGUACAUCUUCUAAUAUUAGGUAUGUUGUUCAUUGAUAGGUGCACAUGUUAGUGAUCAAUGUUAGACUAUUUUACAUCAAUAGUUCCUAUAAGCAAAAUUCAAACACACAGAGACCAGUUGAAGAUUAUAAAUGAUUUAUUUUGAAGCAUAUUGUAUAGGUAAAUAAGGAAUCUUACAUGCCAUGUGGCAUUCUCACCACUUCCUGGAUUGGUACCUCCUGUUAAGAGAGGGCAGGGCAAUAGUUGUCCUUUGUGACAAUGAAAAUUUAUUCUUGUGGGUCAUACCAUAUUGCAAUGUGGGGCCAAAUAAUAUAUUUUAGGAUUAAGGUUGUGACCAAGUGUUCUCAAAGCUGUUUAAAGAGGUGAAUACUCGGUAAUGAGACAUGUAAUUUGAAGAAUUUUCUGCAUUGAUUUUAUUGUUUAAAGGUUAUAUGUUGUGUAUGUGCAUUGUGAGAUUUUGGCACCCCCAUAGUUGGUAGGGUUCUUCUAUUAGGGAGGCUGGCCAAGGUUAUUUAAGCCAGUCUAGUUGUAACCUUAGGGGGUGGUCCUUGCGGUGUGUAUUGUCUUGCUGCCUAAAGUAACUAUUUUCUUUGUUCAAGUUGCGACAAAGUAUGCACUGAGUCUAGUGCUAUUAUGAAAGAUGGCGCCGAUGUGUGUGGCUUGCCGUCAGUUGUUCCUUGUGCUGUUUGUUUGUUUGUUUAUUUUAACUUGUUUUAUCUGCCAGCCGCUGUGUUGUGCUUCACUGGUACUGACAUAUGAUCGGGCAUCUCUUUUAAAUUCGCAAGUGUCUGCAAAUGUGUUGCUACUACGAAAUGGCUCUCAUUAUACCCCUCCUCCCAUAUCGUCUAUACCUGGGUAUCUGCGCCGCUGGCCUUGCUCCUUACCGGCCUGGAGGCGGAGGCGACGCCGGGGAAAACGGGUUGGCAUUGCUGUUAAGCUAAGGCUGGUGUUGCUGAAUCACAGAGAGCAUUUUGUUCGGAUGGAGUUUUCGAAGGUCGUGCUGUUCGUCGGCGCUCCCUGGAUCCAAUUCGGGAGUGGAUAAUCUCCAUGGCUCCGACUGCGGUGGUCCCGGUCUUUGAUGUAUAUUCUCCUGCCUUUUCUCCUCGUUUUUAUCGUGGAGGAGUGUGUUUGAAACAUCUUCAUUUUCUACCUCGGGUAAAGCAACGCAAGGAAUCUACCACAAACCCUCUGCAUCUAAGGAUGACUUUGAUAAACACCAGAUCGGUAACAAACAAGACUUUCAUUUUAAGUGAAUUGUUCUCCUCCCGAAACUUGGAUUUUUUAUUUCUCACUGAAACCUGGCUCUGUCCAGGUGAUCUGAGACCUUUUUCUGAACUUCUGCCACCUAAAUGUUUGUUUUUUAAUUCCCCACGCACAACUGGUCGGGGUGGCGGACUUGUCUCUAUUUUUAAAGAUCAUUUUAUCUGUCGCUCAGUGGCGAGUAAUAACUACAGCAGCUUUAAACUUCAAUUGUUCGUGUUGGAAUUUGGCGAUCCGCUUUUGAUGGCGGUAAUCUAUCGCCCGCCAAAAUUUAAUACAAACUUUUUAACGGAGUUUGCUGAGUUUCUGGGUGAUGUGACUCCGAAAUAUGAUAAGCUUCUUGUACUCGGCGAUUUUAAUGUUCAUGUUUGUUGCAUGAAUGAUCACUUAGCUAAGGAGUUUACCCAUUUACUAAAUGCUUUUGAUUUUUCUAUCGGGGUAAAUGCUCCCACUCAUAAGGGUGGCCAUAUACUUGACUUGGUGCUUCUGCAUGGACUUAGUAUUACUGAUUUAGAAGUCCGUGAAAAUGGCUUCUCUGACCAUAAGACUGUUAUGUUUACUGUCUCAUGCUCUGCUGUGGCACCUACAGUGUCAUCUUGUGGCCGCCUAUCUCGUCGUAUUACUCCCACUACAAAAGACUCUUUCUUAUCAAUUUUUCAUGAAGUGAUGCCAUCUAUUGUCGGUUUUUCCUUUGAUGUUAGUGCCGAGGAACUCCUCUCCAGGUUUAAUUCCACCUGUUCAAACGUUUUAAAUGCUGUGGCUCCUUUUAGAACUGUUCAGCCUAAAAUUCGUUCUGAACCCUGGAUUGAUGAUUCCAUUCGUUCUCUUAGGCGAUGUUGUAGAAGAGCGGAACGGAAGUGGAAAAAGGACAGGCUUCAUGUUUCUUUAGAGAUUUUAAAGGACACUCUAUUUAAAUAUCAGAAAACAGUGAAAAAAGCAAAAUGCCGACAUUUGUCAGAUAUUAUCAAUAAGAACUGCUCUAGUCCAAAGACUCUCUUCAAUAUUAUUAAUGCUACUCUCAAUCCUUCAGCCGGUUUAGUUCCUGGGGCUUCUUCUCCAUCAUGUGAAGAAUUUUCAAUAUUCUUUGAUAGGAAAAUCAGGGAUCUCCGGCUGGGGAUAACUCCUUCAUUUUUUAAUCCAUCAAAUCCUUCUAUUUCUACUACCUUUUUUAGUCAGUUUGAACUAGUCUCACUCUCAGAUUUGCUGGAAAUAGUUGAGCAGCUUAAACCUUCGGGCUCGUUUUUGGAUAUUAUUCCCCCUUUUUUAUUCAAGCAAAUUUUAAUUGAUGUUGCCCCGUAUCUCUUGAUUAUAAUAAAUCGCAGUUUAGAAUCUGGCAUUAUGCCUGAUUGCCUAAAGCAUGCAGUAGUUUAUCCAUUGCUCAAAAAACAGAAUUUGGACUCAUCAGUUUUAACUAAUUUUAGGCCUAUUUCUAAUUUGCCUUUCAUUUCCAAGAUUAUGGGAAAAAAUGUGUUUUUACAGCUACAACGGUUUUUAGCUGAUAACUUAAUGUUUGAAACAUUUCAGUCAGGUUUUCGUAAAUGCCAUUCCACUGAGACUGUGCUUUUGAAGUUUCUUAAUGAUAUUUUAAAAUCAUGUGAUUCUGGGGAUUUUGCAGUUCUUGUGCUUUUAGAUUUGACGGCCGCAUUCGAUACAGUUGACCAUGCUAUUCUCAUUGAUCGAUUGGAACAUUGCAUUGGUUUAAGAGGUAUAGUUCUGGAUUGGUUUAAAUCUUAUUUGGCAAAUAGGAGUUUCUCAGUCAAGAUGGGUUAACAUUAUUCGAAAGAUGCUAUUUUGCCUUGUGGGGUUCCCCAGGGGUCCAUUCUGGCUCCUCUUCUUUUUUCUCUUUAUAUGCUCCCUUUUGGCUCGAUUUUUAGAAAACAUUGAUUAUCAUUUUACUGCUAUGCGGAUGACACUCAGGUUUAUUUGCCUGUUAAACAGAAUUCUGUGGGUUCUGAGUCUCUUAUGGCAUGUUUGGCAGAUGUGUGAAGGCUUGGGUCUCAUUAAAUUUUUAAUGAAAAGAAAACAGAAAUUAUUGUUUUUAGCCCGUCUGAAUCUUUAGUUUCCCCAAAAUUGGAUUUGGGUGAGAUGUCUCCAUGUCUGAAACCAUGGGUAAAAAACCUGGGAUUCAUUUUUGAUGAAGGCUUAAAGUUUGACCGUCAAAUAAACUCAGUAGUCAAAGCUUGCUUUUUUAAGCUGCGUUUACUUUCUAAAGUAAAGCCUUUCCUUUCUUUUAAAGAUUUGGAAAAAGUAAUUCACGCUUUUAUUUCAUCUAGGCUGGCCUACUGCAACUCACUAUGUUUUGGAAUUAGCCAGACAGCUAUAUCCUGAUUGCAGCUUGUUCAAAACGCUGCGGCUCGACUUUUGAGCGGGGUCAAGAAGAGGGAGCAUAUUACUCCUAUUUUACGCUCGUUACAUUGGUUGCCUGUUUGCUUUAGAUUGGAUUUUAAAGUUUUGUUCCUUGUUUAUAAAUCUCAAAAUGGUUUGGCUCCUACCUAUCUUCAUGAGUUAUUGAUGGAAUAUCAACCCAGUAGAUCCCUUUGGUCUUCCAACCAGGAUCUAUUGUUUGAACCUAGGUCGCGGCUAAAGUGCAGGGGAGAUCGUACUUUCGGUAUUGCAGGCCCUAGGCUUUGGAAUGCCUUGCCACUCUCCAUUAGACAAGCUUCUUCGGUUUAUAUUUUUAAGUCUAGGCUAAAGACAUUUUUAUUUUCUGAAGCGUAUGGCUGAUGGCAUAGUUGUAUGAUGUCAUUAUUUUACUGUUUGUAUGUUGUGCUGUUUUUUGUUUUUCUGUUUUUUUUAAUGUCUUACUGGAAAGCACAUUGGUCGACAGAAGUUGAAAUUAAUUGUGCUAUAUAAAUAAAUUGUCAUUGCCAUUAUGUUUGUGAACUCGUGAUUAUAAUUUUUUUUUUCCUUUAUAAAUUUUUUUUUGUACUUUAUAUCUACGGUGUCCAUGUUUCAUCUAAAUGUUGCCCUCCAUUAAACACUUUUUGGGAUUAUAAUCAGUGUCUUCUGAGCCUUCCUACCACCUCCCCUUAACCAACUCAGGACACACUACGACAAAUGGUGGCAGCGGUUAUUUUUUUCAGUGCAGUAGGAGGUUGCAGUUAUACACUAAGAUGCCACCCAAGUAGCAAACAGGGCAAAGGACAGUGAGGGAAGAUGAUUGUAUUGAGCUUACGCCGGAUCAGGGAGGUGCAUUGUCUGAGGCAACCUCUUCUUCGAUGGCAGACCCAACUGGUGUAAAAGUGGAUCAGCUCAGCAGAAUGCUUGAAAGUUUCAUGCAGAUGCAAAAGGAUCGAGAGGCGCAUCUAGAAACGGAAGGACAGGCUGGGCCAACCGUCAGACCAAUUUUUCGCACGGAAAGUGGAAGAUGAGGAGGAAUCUAUCGAGCAAUACUUCCCAACAGUUAGUGAUUCUCUUGUGUUGCCUGAUCUGGGACAUCUAACCUCUGGGCAGCAAGAAAAUCUUCGGUCACGGGUUCCAGAGGGCCUUUUCAGCGAAAGGCCAGGCAGAACCGAGGUAAUGCAACAUGACAUUCGUCUCUUAACGCCUGGUUUAAUACGACAGACGUGUUGCAGGAUACCUGCCAGGCUCAUCCCGGACUUAAAGAAGGAAGUCGAGACAAUGUUGGAAAUGAACAUAAUUGAGUCUUGUAGGAGUAAAUGGUGCAGUCCUGUUGUCCUGGUAUCGAAGAAGGACGGUACCUUAAGGUUCUGCGUAGACUUUUCUAAACUGAAUUCCAUAUCUGCCUUUGACCCUUACCCCAUGCCAAGGGUUGAUGAACUGGUUGAACGGCUAGGGAAGGCCAAAUACCUGAGCACGCUGGAUUUAUGUAAAGGAUAUUGGCAGAUUCCCCUAGCCAACAGUGCUAAGGAGCUGACUGCAUUCAGGGUUCCAAGUGGCCUUUAUCAAUUCAAUGUCAUGCCCUUUGGCCUUCAUGGGGCUGCGGCAACAUUUCAGAGGACUAUGGACUGUGUAUUAAGGGGCACAGAGGAUUUCGCAGCGGCCUACAUUGAUGACGUUGUCAUUAACAGUUCUUUAUGGGAAGACCAUAUGGACCACUUGUCUGGUGUGUUCUCCAGAAUUAGUGAUGUGGGACUGGUGGUUAAUGCCACUAAAUGCCAUGUGGCAAAGUCAGAAGUGACUUACCUUGGGUAUGUAUUGGGGGUGGGGUAAUCAAGCCCCAACUGGACAAAGUUGAGGUGGUGAGGUCUAGCCCACCGCCAACAACCAAGAAGCGGGUGAGGUCUUUUUGGGCUUGGUAGGCUGGUACAGACGUUUUAUUCCCAACUUCUCCAGUCGAGCUGCUGUGCUCACAGACCUCACUCGUAAGAAUAGCCCACAAAAGGUGGUGUGGACACCUGCUUGUGAAACUGCUUUUCAGGAUCUUAAAGACUGUCUAUGUCAAGGCCCAGUAUUGCAAAGCCCUAAUUUUGACCUUCCCUUUUGGGUGCAAACAGAUGCCCCCGAGGUAGGGCUUGGAGCUGUACUGCUACAGGGUAACAGUGAAGACCGUAGACCUGUGCAGUAUAUCAGCCGUAAACUGUUCCCUCGUGAGGGUAAUUACUCUACGGUAGAGAAAGGCUCUAGCUGUUAAGUGGGCCUUAGAUACAUUGAAGUAAUUAUCUCAUGGGCAAGGACUUUAUACUAGAGACUGAUCAUCAGGCAUUACAAUGGCUCCACAAAAUGAAAGACAGCAAUGCCCGCAUUACUCGCUGGAAUCUCUCUCUUCAACCUUUCAAUUUCCAAGUCAAGUACAGAGCUGGUACACAGAAUGUGAUCACAGACUUUUUGUCCCGCCACUAUGAGGAGUGACGGGCUUAUGGGGGGGUAUGUGAUGAUGAUUUGUUCGUUGUAGUCAUCACUUGUAUGCUAACCAUGAGGUUUGUGUGAUUUGCCACUAUUGUUUGCAGACUUAAACCUUUCUUGGAAUGUUUGUGAUUAUGUUUCUGGUUUCUGUGAUUCAUAGAUUUUUUAUUUAUGUUUUGGUAAUAAGUUUUGGGUACUGUGUUGUUAUAUUAAACGAGAAUCUAGCCAAUGUACAUCUUCUAAUAUUAGGUAUGUUGUUCACUGAUAGGUGUACAUGUUAGUGAUCAAUGUUAAACUAUUUUACAUCAAUAGUUUCUAUAAGCAAAAUUCAAACACACAGAGACCAGUUGAAGAUUAUAAAUGAUUUAUUUUGAAGCAUAUUGUAUAGGUAAAUAAGGAAUCUUACAUGCCAUGUGGCAUUCUCACCACUUCCUGGAUUGGUACCUCCUGUUAAGAGAGGGCGGGGCAAUAGUUGUCCUUAUUUAUUCUUGUGGGUCAUACCAUAUUGCAAUGUGGGGCCAAAUAAUAUAUUUUAGGAUUAAGGUUGUGACCAAGUGUUCUCAAAGCUGUUUAAAGAGGUGAAUACUCGGUAAUGAGACAUGUAAUUUGAAGAAUUUUCUGCAUUGAUUUUAUUGUUUAAAGGUUAUAUGUUGUGUAUGUGCAUUGUGAGGUUUUGGCACCCCCAUAGUUGGUAGGGUUCUUCUAUUAGGGAGGCUGGCCAAGGUUAUUUAAGCCAGUCUAGUUGUAACCUUAGGGGGGUGGUCCUUGCGGUGUGUAUUGUCUUGCUGCCUAAAGUAACUAUUUUCUUUGUUCAAGUUGCGUCAAAGUAUGCACUGAGUCUAGUGCUACUAUGUUUGUGAACUCGUGAUUAGAAUUUUUUUUCUUCCUUUUUUUAAUUUUUUUUGUACUUUAUAUCUACGGUGUCCAUGUUUCAUCUAAAUUUUGCCCUCCAUUAAACACUUUUUGGGAUUAUAAUCAGUUUCUUCUGAGCCUUCUUACCACCUCCCCUUAACCAACUCGGGACACACUACGACAAACUUUAAUUUGAUCCUGGUUCCUGCGGUGGAUUACGUAAAACCAUUUUAAACUGAAUUACUGAACUGUGUCUCUGAGAUCCCUCAACAGCUCUAAUUAAACUCACCAUGUGUCACAAUGUUACGAUUGGCCCAAAAUUACUACUUGCGACACCACACUGACCUUGUACAUGUUUAUACUGACCUUGUACAUGUUUUUACUGGUGGUUAUGUUCAAACACAUUGUAUCAUACAGUUACUCCCAGCAAGCUAAAUCAAUCGAGAAUGGAUUUUGUUUUUUAACCAGACAAAUAGAGUGUAUAUUACACUCUUCUUGGUCUCUUUUUGCUAGCUAGCUGUACCCAUCCAAAUCCAAAUUCAUGCUAGCAUACAAGACCUGGGUGUACACCAUCUAACCUUAACACGCUCUUCUUCAGAUUUAUGUCUCAUCUUUGUGAUCUGUGAAUAAAUGACAUCAGGUUGUUAUCACAUCAUGGUACAUGAUUAUAUUCUAAAACCUUCACAAAAUAUCUUAAAGAUGGAACGCUCAACCUUCACCAAACUUCUGGAGACCCAGUCCUAAAUGUCACCUUUUUGAGGAGGGCUCUUGUGGUUCUCUUCCAAAUCUGUAUUUUUGGUAGAUUUAGACUGUUGGAUAAUAGUCUGCUGCAAACUCUGCAUCAGUGUGAUCUGGGAAAAGGGGCAUAAUUCAGUUUCACAUGAUAUUCCCUCAGAAUCAUAAAAUGGAAUAGUUUAUGGGACAAACUAUGGCUAGACAGUAGAACUCUCAAUCUUGAAGACUACUGACAGUUUAGACCAAACCCAAAUAAAAACAAACCUGCCUCUAUUUGUCAAGUAAUCCGAGAGACUUGAACGACUGUUGUGCUUGACUAGAAUUGGCACAAAACUGCGGGACAGUUGCCUCUAGGACUGGAAUGCAAAGCUCUGCUCUGCUCUACUGUCCACUGCAAGUACACACUUGGGAUAGGGCUUACCUUGUUGCAGAAACUAAACCUACAAUUCUGUCCUAGUGUUGUACUUAUCUUGUACCCACUUGAAAACUGUAUAUAUGAUGUGAUGUACUUCUACUGAGCUCUACCUUGGAGUAGUUGCUUCUGUUUCUCAUUUGUAAAUCACUGUGGAUAUAGUCUCUUAUGAAUAAAUAAAUGUAAAAGACAGUACCUUAUGAAAUAUCCUACUCUUAACUGUGUGGGCAGAUGGCACAAAGAAUUUCAGUACUAUAGAGAGUAUCGUUUGAAUCAGAAACUAGCAUAGCAACCGAUGAUACAUUAAACUAUUCUGAAAUCUACUCCACGAAUCACCAGGGUAAAUAAAUGGAGGUAAUAAUGGGUCCUUUUGUCUCCAGUUUCAAUGUUUAAAACACUGAUGGCGCAUCUGAAACUCAAUCUCUGUUAUUUUAAACACUGUUAUUUGGGAAAAUGUAUUGUUUGUUAAAGAAGUACUUGGAGCUGUGUUUUUUUUAACCUAGAAUAGUCAGCCUGAGUUGACUAUCCAAGAGUCGGACAAAACCCAAAUGUAAAGACCAGUACACAAACCUCUUCCAAUUGAGAAUUGGGCAAAAACCAGAUUUGUUCUGACAACAGGAGUAAGCCAAGCAACAGCAUUGGGACAAGAUCUUGAUGAAUGCAUUGUACGGUCUUUGAGCAUACCAGUAGGACUGAAAUAUAUCUGUUUUUACUCUUCUUUUUUUUGCUCUCUCGGAGGAACACGCUGAUCUGUUUUACCUUGAGCCAUUUUUAUAGUGUGUUUUGAGUUUAACCUUAAUUCAGUACGCUUAAGCCUUAUGUGUAGAGUACUUGUUAACAAAGGGAUAGGCAUUACGGUCCCAAAGAAGGUCUAAUUGCCACAUAAAUUAAGAUCACACCACAACAUUCAUGGUGCCUUUCAAUUUUGUUUCUUUUCAAUUUUAUUUUUUUCUUAGUCGAUAUAAAGCAGACUUAAAAGCACCUAGAGUCAACUCUUUCAUUGUUUAUAACAAUCACUGAUAAAAAAAAACACGCUACAAAUGCAGGAUGGAAAAACAAAGAUGUCCUGGAUUUGUCACAUUACCACAAAGCAUGAUGAUUCCAUUAUGAAUUCAGGUAAUCCAACUGAAUGAACAGUUGCACCUGUACCAAUGCAUCUAAAAGUAAGAUUUUUCACAAAUUGUUAUUCUUUGUUUAUUCAUAUUUUUCCAAAUUCUGACUUUAAAAUAUUUCUGUUGUUUUAGAUGAGGUACAUAAUGACUUUAAAGACUUACUAGGAAAAUACCACUAGGAAACAAUGUGGAUAUCUAACAAUGGACUUUCAGUGGCUAUACACAUAUAAAUGACACUAAUCUCCUAAAUUUGUUGGCAGCAUUCCACAUUUUCACCUAAAAGAGAAAAUUGUUCCAGGUGUUUUUAAAAUCACUUUUACUUGUAAUGCUGCUCCCCAUAAAGUCACUGUCUUGAUUCCCAUUUGUUUUUUUUUGUAAAAAAAGAUACACAUUAAGUCUUAUUUCUAGUUAUGUACAGUGCAUUUAAAGUCAUAUUUGAAGAACACUAAUUUUCAGUUCCCUUACACUAUAAGUGACAGGUCACUUGUAGCAUUGUGUCUGUGUUACCUCUGAAGGGUAUCUCUGGUAAUGGGAGGGGAUGUGGAAAUCCGUAUAAUCAACCAUUCGCUAGAGAUAAUGAGUAGAGUUGUGGUGAAAAGAAUCUCAACUUCAAGACAGAUUCUGUAAGAGAACAGCAGGGGCUGCAGUGCUCCCCAGGGUAGGCUACAUACAGGAGAAGCAUAUAUGUUGGGCAUGCAUAUAUCUUUGCUAGGACACCCCUUAGGGUUAACAAACCAACCAUUUUAUUACUUGUUCAAAGCAAAGGAUAAUUGUGGGGCUCUAACUUGGUGAUCCAAAAGCCAGUGGAGCCACACCAAAACAUCUUGCUUUGUUUCCCAAUCUCACACGUUUCUUGUACCACAUAUAACUGCCCACAUUGUUGCUAAACAAUUCUGUGCAUUGUUGGACCGAGUGACCUGCUUGCUUCGUUCCUUUGACAAAAAGUGUGAACUACGUGUCUGGGACCUGAAACAGCCUUCAAGGCACAGAGUAGGUCGGUCCACGGACUUGCUAACAAGCCCCUCCCACAACAUCGGAGGCCAUUUUAUGAUACGUUUCAAAGCUACCACGCGCCGAGAACUGCUUCCACACUGCAGACGUUGAAAUGGAGGCCCCGUAGAACUGGAGGCGGAUCUUCCUUUCAUCCCCUUGUUCUCAUUGGUUCAUGUUGUCGGGUGUCACAAAAUAUCCCGGUUUGAGCCACAUUGUUGGCUAAAUGUACGUCGGCUAGUGCAAACUAGCGUUAAAUCAUCCGUGAUUUCUCAUAAAAGUAUGAUGUUCGCGUGUCUUUAACUUGGAUUGAGCGGUCAGGAAUACUUAACGUGCGCGUUGCGCAACGGGAAGACGUGCAGUCUCACAAAGGAAGGCUACAGCAGCAGGAAGCCAAGCACGACGAGAGUGCAUGAACAACAGGAAAACAAUGAUCAUGGUGACGGGACUUAGUUAGUUUGUGGACGGUGCACACACAUUUUAGGGGCACCGAUAGAGGCCACUACUUUCAGGGGACACCACUGCCAUGAAGAGGUGUACAUGGUCUACAAGAAUCUUUAGGUUCAUCCGCAUAUCAGGGUUUCCCAACAGAACAUUGUCCUGAGCAUAACACUGUCUCUGCCAACCUGCCAUCUUUCUGUGGUGCAUCCUUCUGCCAUCUUUAUCCCAGGUCUUGGGGAAAUCAGCUAUAAUGUUCUCUCUGAUAUGUAGUGCGAGUGAGAACUAAUCCUUGGACCUCUUAAAGAACACCAAGGAUGGAAUGCACUCUAUCAAACUCCGAUUCCAUAUAACCUAGCCUGAACUUCUAGAGGAACUAUGGAAAAUAACGAAAUUGAAAUGGAAUCUGAGAGCUUUGCUCAUGAUAUUGAAGAGCUAAUUGAGAAGGAGAACCUUGCAGACAUGAUGGACUUGCAAGACAUUGACGAAUCUGACAUAAAUGAUUUGAACACAGAGUCAGAUUCACUGCAGGACACAUGCUUUGAAUCAUCCUGGCAAGGAGUUAUAAAUUCAGCUGACAUUAAACAAGACAAGACAUGGGAUAAGAGAGAAUGUAAUGGUAGCAUGACACCAUGUCACUUGCUUAACCCAGGAGAAGGUAGCAUGACACCAUGUCACUUGCUUAACCCAGGAGAAGGUAGCAUUACACCAUGUCACCUGCUUAACGCAGGAGAAGUUGAGGCUAUGUUGGAAGCACAUUCUGACAAUGCAGUAUUAAAACCCGCUUUGACAAAUAACAGUCAUUAUUCUGAUAUAAGCAGCUGCUCUGAAACGGAAGCAACUAUUGAUUGUAAUUUAAUUUCUUCAGUCAAAGUUAACAUGGAUGGAGACCAGCCUGGUCAGUCAUCAGAGGAUGGAGAACAACAUUCAUGUAACAUGCCUUUUUCCAAUGCUGAUGUCUGCAGUGCUGCUGAUGAAGUAAAUAUCAAUGAAACAAAUCAACAGCAAGACACUGUUGAAAGUACAACUCCAAUGGCCAUUGGUGAGAGCAAAGAAAAUGAAAACACUGAGGGAAGUGAAUGGAGAGAUGGAUCACUUUCUACAAAUGUGGAGGAUCCGUUUUCAGAAGUUAAAGCUGUGGGGGAUUUAAAUGGUGUGGAAGGCCAAACAAAUGAUGUUCUUGUAUCUGGAUGUUCUGUGGAUCAACCCAUGAUGAAUUGCGAAGAUCUUGGUAGCUCUCAAGAAGGUUCCACUGGUACCUUGAAUAUCACAAAUAGUGAUACCUCAUCUAUUUCAACUGGGGAUGAGAAUAAAUGCUCAACCACAGAUUCAAAAGAUUGCUUCCACUUCGACCAAAAGAAAGUUGAUCUUGAAAACACAUCCUUGAAACCUGAGAUACUUGAGAUAUCUACCAAUAGAGAAGAUUCAAUAGAUGGCUGCCAGUUGGAAGAAGAAAAAACACAGCCUGAAAACACCUCCUCAAAACCAGAAUUUGGACAGACAUUUGAACAAGUGGUUGAGCGGAGCAGUUUUGGAUUCCUUGAAUCUUGUUUUGGUUUGAAAGGUUUAGAGCAGAACAUUGAGGAAUGCCUGGAACAUACACAAGUAGACCAAUCUGAUGAAACUGGUAUUUUGCCUGUUGAGAAUUUGACCCAGAUCCCUCAAGACAGUCUGCUUUAUCACACUGAACCACCAGUUCUUCUAAAAUCUGUCUUCGAAUCUAACAGUGAAAUGAUGGUUGUAGAAGCCGACACACCAAAAGAUCCACCCGUACUCAGUCCUUACCAGACAUCCAAGACCUCUUUCAAGACACAAAAGAGAAAACUGCAGCCUGUUGUUCUCCUUAAAACAACUGAACAGAGGGCUUGUGACGGACAGAAUUAUCAUUGUUUUGCAUGCCAAGAGUCCACACAAACAUUAGAUGAGCUGAUUGAGCACUGCCAUAAUGUACAUUCUUUGGACAAGGUUCAAUAUUGUACCACUUGUGAGUGUUAUUUUUCUGGUGACACUAUAGCAGGGCACUUCUGUGAAAAAUUCAAACCAAUGGAUCAUUCAAACUCCUCACCUGUUUACCCCAAAGGGCUCACAGAGGACAAGAAGAGAUUUGUAUGUAGAUACUGUGGGAAACCAUUUUUUCGACAGCUGUAUUACGAGGAACAUGAGCAGAGGCACAGACUUGUCACACAGCAUAAAUGUGAGUGUUGUGGAUUAUACUUUCCUAGUUUUCAAAAAUGUCAAAGCCACAAAAGGAAGAAGAACUGUCUACCUUUGAUUCUGGAUCCUUCUUUACAGACGGAAGACCACUCAGAAUCAGCUGUCAAAACAGCAGACUUGACCUUUGACACAGGUGGCUCCAAUAUAGAACUCUGUGAUUGUUAUGUGAAACUUGUAGAUGUAUCCAAGCAACAAGAGUCACCAAGUAAAAUUGAUUGUCACAUUUGUGGGAAAAGUUUUAGACUCCGAGCACAAUUGAAAUCACAUCUUAUGUCGCAUUCAGAAGUAAAGCCCUUCAAGUGUGAGAACUGUGAAAAAGAUUUCAAGUAUUCCUGGAAUCUUACCAAGCAUAAAAGAGAGGCAUGCCCUCAAAGUAUUGUCCCAUCAAAAAAAUCAUCAGAUACUGAUCGCAAUCUUCCAGCCAAGUUCAAAUGCCCCAUCUGUUCUCAUAUGUUCAAGUACUUCUACAAUCGAGCUCGCCAUUUACGUGAACAUUGUCUCAAGGAAUACAUGCGUAAAGGCAAAGGAAAAAUUGGUGAGAAGUAUUGGUGCCCUUUGUGUAAGGAAAAGUUUACUAUGUCCGGUAACCGCAAUAGACACAUAAAGAACACCUGCAUUAAGCUUAAACUGUAUACAGCCAAAGGGAAAAUUAAAGAAAAACUUGAGAAGGAGAUCACAACCAAUGAUAAGGACAAAGACUUGCUGUCGACUCAACCCAUUCAAAAUUUGGCACGUUACAAAUGCCCUUUUUGUCCAGCUACAUAUAGCAGCAAGUCUGGUUACUACACCCAUCUCGCAAAGCAUAAAUUGCUUGCAAACAACAAAAAGGCGAUCAAAUACAAUAAUAAAGCUGUUGAUUUGAAAAGUUCAAGCACAGAAUCUGCUGACAACAACGAAAACGCUCCUAUCACUUGUCGCUUUUGUGGGAGAGUCUUCACAUCACUUCUCAUAUUGAAUAAGCACUUGCAAAUUCAUAAAGGAAACAGACCUUUUCGCUGUUUAGACUGUGGUAAAAAUUUUGCAAGGCAUGCACACUUGAUUGCUCACAAAAAUGUACAUAAGCGGAAAAUACAGUGCUCAGUCUGUCAGGAAGUUCUGCCAUCUAUUGGAGAUUGGUUAAAACACAGACAGUCCCAUCCAGAAAAAGGCACCCUUAAGUGUCCUGAAUGCCCAAUGCAGUUCAAGUUUCCUGUGUUUCUUCUGCGACAUGUGGUUGUGCACGAGAGAAAACGCAAACCCCUGAAGGCCAAACCUAAAACUGAACAUUUGGAAAAAAUGUAUAAAGAGGAGUUCAAAUGUGCUGUCUGCCAAAAAUCCUUUGCUGAUUCAAAGGCACUUAGCAAGCAUUGUUUAACCCACAAGCCUGAACGUUGUGCGUCCAAAUGUCAGUUCUGCAAACGUCAUUUUUCAAAUCGAACUGGGCUGGUUCGCCACAUCCGCCUUCACACUGGUGAAAAGCCUUUUCCAUGUGGAAAAUGCGGAAAGCACUUCCAUAGACAAGAAGCUGCCAAAGUGCAUCAGGAUAAGUGUACAGGGGUGCCACAAUUGCCUGUUUUGCAGAAGUCAAAAGCUAAGCAAGGACAGGAUGAAGACACUGCAGACACUGCAUCAGACAAGGCCAACAAACCCUAUAAUUGCUCAUACUGCCCACAGUCAUUUCGAUUUCCCAACAAUUUGAAAGGCCAUGAAAGAGCCCACUUAGCAAAAACAGUUUUCCCUUGUCCGAUGUGUGGGAAGUAUUACAGAAAAAGAAAACUUAAAGAUCACACAAGUUUCUGCCAAGGCAAAGAGUUUCCUGCUUGCCGAAAAUGUGGGAGAACCUUUAUCAGGCAAAACUAUAGAAAUGGCCAUGAAAAACACUGCCGGGGUAACUUGCUGAAAGAAACCAAAAUAAAAGUCAAAAUUAAGCAGCAGUGUCCACAAUGCUUUAAAUUCUUUAGGUAUAGAAGUUACCUCCUGAGACAUCUUUCUGUUCAUUCAAGGGAAAAACCAUUUGCAUGCAUGCAUUGUGGAGAGAAAUACAAAAGUCAGCAGCGCUGCCUGCAGCAUGAGGCUUUUUGUGAUGCCGUGACCAAGGAACAAACACUGGAAAAUUCAAGUGGAUCAGGAAACACCAAGUUAAUAUUUGCUGAAGUAAAAAGCAAGAAAGAGGUCAAGGUGGUCCCAGGAGAAAACGGUGACGAAUUAAAGUGCAAAUUUUGCACGAAAUCAUUUUCAAGGCCAAGAUAUCUACGGCGCCACAUCCUCACCCAUACAGAGGUAAAGCCAUAUCGGUGUAAGACCUGUGAAGGUUGUUUCUCACGCUAUGAUCAUUUGAAACUUCACCAGAAUCGCUGCAAAGGAAAGCAUCGACUUGAGGUGCGAGUUGUAAAGAUGAGUGUAGACAGGAUGGAUACAAACUGCCAAAAGGAAAUUCAGCAGGAAAAUGAGUUGCAGUGCAAAAUUUGCUCAAAGCAGUUGUCCACCUCAAGCGACUUGAAGCGCCAUAUGUCCAUGCGACAUAUAACCGACAAACCUUUUCCCUGCAAGCGAUGCGGCCAAACCUACAGUUCCAAAAAGUCUUUAGCAAGACAUAAUCUCAUGGUCAAAUGCAAGAGGGUUUCGAAGGAGAGUGUGCAGCCGCCCAAGAACAAUGUCCAAGACCAACCAUGUAGAGAAACAUCAAAACUUCUGCAACGUAUACAGGUGCACUACAUGAAUAAAUUCAAAUACCAAUGCAAGUAUUGUCCCCGCCGCUUUAAGCAGCUCGGACAACUGACCGUGCAUACACGUCUUCAUACAGGGGAGAAACCCUAUGGCUGUGCCAGCUGUGGGGAGCAUUUUAUCAGAACGGACUACUUGAAACGACACUUGGUUAAAUGCAGUGCAAAAGCAGACAGCCAAAUAAAAGUUCUUUGUGACAAGUGUGGUGACCUGUUUACACAGGAAGCAUUGCUUAUACACCAAAAGACAUGUGUUGUUAGCUCAAAAUCAUCUGGUUCCUCUGAAAAGGCCAAAAAGCACAGCCCAGCCAAGAUAAAAGGUUUCUCUUGUGCUAACUGUAGCGACCGUUUUUUGUUGUUCUCGCAGCUUCAACAACAUUUCUUAACAAAGCACAGAUCUGAUCAAGAGCAACAGCCGCUGGAAUUACGUCCCAUGCAAAUGGUCCUCCAGCAUGAAUCAGGUGAUGGACAUGGACAGAGCCAACCAAGUAGCAGUCAGCUACCUGCCAAAGAGCAACUUGAGAAUUCAAUCAAGGUCCUCGACAAACCUCUUAAAUGCUUGCAUUGCCACAUGCGGUUUUCCAACAAAGCUGGACUGGGUAUGCACAUGCGCAUUCAUACCGGAGUCUACCCUCUUUCUUGCAAAAAAUGUAACGUUGGUUUUUGGAGCAAGAAGACAAUGGAGAAGCACAGAAAAAGAUGUCCUGGUCACAAAAUUGUCAUCAAACAAAAUGAGAAUACUACGGAAAGUGCAUGGGAAUUAGACUCCACUUCAGCUGACACAGUUUUAGUCUUUAAUAAGGGUUCUAAUACAACAGGAACUGGAGUGCUGCAGACUAAGUUCUCAUGUAAAGAUCAAGAAAAUGGUUCAGAAAAAAGCGACAUGGCUCUUCACAAGUAUCAGUGUUCUGAGUGCGAUCAGAGUUUUACAGAUGGACUUAGACUCAUCAGUCAUUUGGAGGAACAUGGUCGUGAGGAUCAAGAGCGUCGAUCAGGUGAUGUGCACCGUUGCCAUAUUUGCAGUAAAGUGUUCGGCCAAGCAGGUGUUUUGCAGAGGCAUCUGAAAACCCAACAUGAGAAUAAAAAGACACACAGCUGUCCAACAUGUUCAAAGAAUUUUCGAUGCCCCGCUGAUUUGGACCUCCAUAAAGUCUUUCAUGACCCCAGUCGUCCCUUUGUCUGUAACAUAUGUUCAUUGAGGUUUUGGACUACUAGAGCCAUGACCAUUCACCAAAAACUUGUUCAUUCAGUCAAAGAACCACAUAAUUCAAAAGAAUCUAACAUUAAAGCACAAACUGAAUUGUAUAAGUGUGAGCCAUGUGACAAAGUCUAUACAGUAAAAAAGUCAUACGUGAAGCACUGCAAAACGAAACAUAAAGAGGAUUCCGUCAAAACAAUUCCUGAUAAUGAAUCAUCUGGUAAUCAAGAGUCAGAUAAGGAAGAAUCCAACCAGAAUUUUGAGGAUGGUGACAGCGAAAACGACUCUGAUUCAGCGCCAUACUUUCCUUGCCAUGUUUGCGGUAAAACAUUCUUAACAUCAGAGAAACUUGAGGAUCACCAACGAUGCCAUCUUGGUGAAAAACCUUUUGAGUGCGAGGAAUGCGGUAAAUGCUUUUUUCAGUUGGUAAACCUGCAACAGCAUCGGCGAAGCCACAAAUCGGAGUUUCAGUGUCAGAUGUGUGGCAAAGGGUUCGUCUCCCUCUUUGCCCUGCGUAAACACAAGCAGUCUCACGUCAGAAAUACACCUCACCGAUGCACAAAGUGUCACCUGAGCUUCACUCGAUCAACGGAACUAGCCGAGCACAUGGUCACGCACCGUGAUGAAAAUUUUCCAUGUGAUCUCUGUGACAAAACAUUUUCCUGCAAAACAAGUCGGGCCGAACAUCGCAAGAUGCACACGGAGCAAGAGGAGGACCUUCCUCCUUUGAUUCCACCCGGUGAGCUUCAAACAAUGCAGAUGACUUCAGCUGUGUCUAGUAGAAACCUUUCCAGUAAUGUUGAGCAGUACAAGUAUCGCUGUGGAAUUUGUCAAGUGAGAUUUCCAGACCCAGAGCAGCUCUCUGAACAUGGAUGCAGUCCAGCAAAAGACAGACCAUACUCGUGUCCAGAAUGUAACAAGCAUUUCUUACAUGGUUCUCAUCUAAAAAAGCAUCAGCUUAGUCAUCAGUUGUCGGCCCGACGUUCAUAUCAGUGUAAGCGUUGCAGCAUGAGUUUCAGUCACCACCAUCACUAUCUUACUCAUAUACGAAGCCAUGGGGAUAAGGAGUCAUCUGAAGGCACAAACCUUCCGGGCAGUGAAAAGGUGAUUCAAGCUGGAUUUGCAAAGCUUGACAGAAUUUACCAAUGCCCCAUAUGUCCUGAGAGUUUCUACCAAGCUAUGGAUUUAGCAAAUCACCUCUCGGUUCAUUCACAUCUGUGCACUGUCUGUAAUACGACGUUUCCCUCAAAAGAAGACCUUGAGGAGCAUGAAACAUGUCAUUUGACUGCUGCUACCCAGUAUGAAUGCACUGAAUGCGGCGACAGUUUUCUUGGUAGCGAUGCUUUCCGCAAACACCAGUGUCGCAAUCGCAAAUUACCGUUUUCAAACAAGUCAUCGAUCUCCUCCUCCCUCAAAAAGCAACGUUCUGAGAGACGAUUCGAAACUGUUGAUGAUGAAGAGGAGGAGGUUGACGUUGGGGAAGACUUCAUUAAGUGCAACAUUUGUCAAAAACGGUUCUCCUCCAAUAAUUUAGCAGAGCACCAGAAAACUGAACAUCCUGAACGUCCUUUCAAAUGCCUGGUUUGUGGGAAAGGCUUCACGAAGAAACGGUACCUCACGCAGCACCAACAAAUUCACAGUGAACGGCCUUACCAGUGUAAUGCCUGCCCAGAAUCCUUUAAAACGGAAACCGCUUUACUAUGUCAUCGCAAAAUGCAUGACACAAACCGACAACACCAGUGCUCGAUAUGCAACAAAUCCUACUUUACAGCUAAUGAACUUAACAAACAUCAACGGAAACAUGGACAUCACACUUUGAAUAAAGACAGUGAGGAGUACCGGUGUGAUAUGUGCUGUAAAUCCUUUAGCAUGUUUUCUCAACUGACGAAGCACCAGGAAACCCACGUAGGGCAAGUUGUCUAUGAAUGCACAGAGUGUGACAAAGCCUUUGCUUUUCUGAGUCUUUUGGAGGAACAUCAGAGGACUCAUGCUGUUGCUACAGAAUCUCUACAGCCCCAACCUUCAACCCAUUUUCCCUUUCAAAGCCCAGUAAAUGAAUAAAGGGCAGGUUAUUGAUGACUUAAUGUCCUGCAGUGCAGGUUAUUCAAAAUCAUUCAAUUUUCUGAACGAUAUUUAUGGCAGACAUACUGUAUUUCAUUGUUCUUUUAUUUAGGCCUUACAGCUUUUAUCCACUAUUGGUGUUUUACCCUAGUUCUGAAUCAGUCUGUUAAUGUUUCUACAGUUUCUACUGUUUUAGUUCUGUGAACUGCUCACUUUUUUCUGUUUGUACAGUACUCAGACUGAGUUGUAUAUUGAAUUUAUGCAAUCUACAUGAUGUAUGAUACUCUAAGUAUAUUUGCAUGAAUAAGAUACUAUAAGAGUUCAAAGAUGCACCACAAUAAGAUUAUAAAUAAAACCUUGCAUAAUUUUUCAUUGUUAAAAUAGUUUUGGGCUUUGUUACAUUUACCUGAUGUGUGUUUUUAAACAUCCUUGAAAAACCUUUGAAAUUUUAAUUGCCUCUUAAUGUAAAGUAUUUUCUGAUAUGAAUACCGGUUUGAGUUCCAACUGUAAUGUUAAAGAAUUCAGAUUUUACUUUUUAAUGAGAAUGUCUUUCGUAGCUUUCCUCCAGAACACUUUUCACAAGGACCUUUAUAAAGGAUGCAGAAUAUUGCAUUGUUUGCUUUUGAGUUUAAAAGAACAGUAGUGCUUAUAUAUGGCAAUGAAAAGCUUAUGUUAAUUUUCCUUUUGUAUUAUAUAGCAAUGUUUCAAUGUUCACAUUUGUUUAACAAGCAAAUAAAUUCUUGGACUUU
Messenger RNA from Triplophysa rosa, 24183 nucleotides. Its product is annotated as zinc finger protein 1035. Lineage: Eukaryota; Metazoa; Chordata; Actinopteri; Cypriniformes; Nemacheilidae. The coding region runs from base 15638 to 23434 and encodes 2598 amino acids. The transcript has 5 exons. The record is from RefSeq and is a predicted model, not a curated record.